AUGAUUGCUUUUUGCAACAUGAACUACGACAGCGGCAUAAGCAUUUUUUUCAGAACUGCAUACAGUUUUGAAAAAGUUUUACUGUUUAUCAACAUAUUGACUGUAAUUGAAAUGAGUGCAAAUGUGAUUCAAAUCGAGUACAGACUCAGAAGCAUAAGAGAUAUAUUGCAAGAUUUUUGUUUAUCAAAAAAUAGUACACCAGGUACGAUUGAUGUGGUCGCGGAGAAGAAUUGGUUGUACUUCUCGAAGGACAAAGAGAAUGCUAAAAAGAUUAAGGGGAAUUCUUCACAUGUUUUUGUGUUCAAUCAUGUAAAUGAUUUAAGUUGGUUAAAUAAAUGCUAUCUGCUGUUGAUUCAACAAAGCACUUUUAUUAACACAGCAUUUGGUGUUAGGGAUGGUCUUAUAGAAACAAAAUGCCUUACAGCAUCACAAUGUGCUGGGUGGAUAUGGGUAUGUGCAGUAAUGUUUUUUGGUUUGAUGUACCGUUGUGAAAAAACUUACGAGCAAAGGGAACAGAUAAUUGGCAUUGUAGACCACAUUUUGGUCAGCAAAGAUAUCAAUACAUCAACGAGAAAAACCUUGACUGAGUUUCGCAGGCUGGUCUGCUUAAAGCCCGUCGAGUUCACAGCGGCUCGCAUCCAAAGGCUGGACUACGGUUCACUCAUCACAUAUACUUCUGUUGUGAUGACCUUCACUGUACUUUUGUUGCAAAACAUUGAAGUUAAUUGA
Messenger RNA from Ostrinia nubilalis (European corn borer), 729 nucleotides. RefSeq lists its product as uncharacterized. The transcript has 3 exons. The record is from RefSeq and is a predicted model, not a curated record. The coding region runs from base 1 to 729 and encodes 242 amino acids. NCBI's taxonomy places the organism in Eukaryota, Metazoa, Arthropoda, Insecta, Lepidoptera, Crambidae.